UUAUAUUAUGCAGCGAAAAUUGAAAUACAUAUUCUGUUUAAGUAAUGCCUGAAGUAAACUUUUCGGGAUUACAAAUUGAACAAACUUGAUACAAAAUGGGAACAGAAUUGAGGUUUCCUCUUUUGGAGUCUACAGAAACUGGUGAUGACGUCAUAUUGAUAGCACCGUGGCGUAUGUAUGUGUCCCGACCAUCAAAAUUAUCGGAAUCACUCGGGGACGGUUUGAAGCAAGGACAGAAAUCUGAAAUUAACUGUAUGAUGGAUUCAGGACCUCCUGACUAUCAACUGUCAGGACAGCUGGACCAGUUCUGUGAUAUGUGGGUUAUAGAAUGUGAGAAUAAUAAUGAUAUAGAUAUUUGUCUGGAGAAAUUACAACUAAAAUAUUCAUUGCUUCAUGUUAACUUGGUGGAGAGAAAAGUUUUCAAAGAAUCCAUCGAAAUUCCGAUGCUAAUUUUCAUCAACAAUAAAUCAGAAGCGAUAGAAAAAUUGAAGAAUAAUCUUAAUAUGGUGAAAGAGGCUGGGAAUAAUGGAAAACACUUUUCUUAUGAGAUCGACUAUGGACCAGCAGUAGAGAAAUGGGCCUCUGAUGUAUUAAAGAGAGAUUUUGUUUGUAUUGGAGGAAGAUUCUGUAUCACUAACUCUGAUAGUUUUAACCAUGUACUAGACUGGAACAAUAUACUUGGAUGUCUAGUCUGUUUACCCUGUGGUUUGAUGGCUGGAUCAGCUUAUAGGAUAGGAAGAAAAUCUCGCUAUAUGGAAAAGAUAAGGACACCAAAACAAGAUGUGGUAUUAGUUGGAGCUAAUGGUCGAGAUGGUGAUUCUCAGAGAAAAACACUACUCAAACUGAUCAACUGGGCGUCAAAAACCAAAGCAGAUCCACUGAGAGAGGAAACCGAAUUUACAGAUAUUCUAAACAGACCUUCGACCUCCAAGCUCACUAUAGUCGAUACCGAUUCAAAUUUUAAAGGAUACGAAGACCCGCUGCAGAAUCCAGAUUUCCACAAAUAUCUGACUGCAAGAUUGUGUAUUAAGUGUAUAUUUAAACAACACAAGGAACAUGAAACACUGGAUGUAGAAUGUGACGAAACACGAAAUAAAGCCAUAGAAAAACUUCAACGUUCUCAAAACAUCAUUCAAAACAGAAUCAAAAAUUUGGAGAAGACUCGCGCUACAUUGUUAAAAUCAUUUGAGCAAUUGCAAUCUUUGUGUGAAGAUACCUGCGCUAUAGUAACUAAAAGCACUGAAGAAAAUGUUUCAAUUUUAAGAAAAAGUUGUAAACAGAUUAUUACAGACAUCAAGAAAAAUUUAGAAGAAAAUAGGAGGAAAGUAAAGGAUAGGGAAAAAGAAACUGUAAGUGAAAUAGAUGCAGUAAACGUGAUAUAG
This is a messenger RNA of Lottia gigantea (owl limpet), 1382 nucleotides long. RefSeq lists its product as hypothetical. NCBI's taxonomy places the organism in Eukaryota, Metazoa, Mollusca, Gastropoda, Lottiidae. The record is from RefSeq and is a predicted model, not a curated record. The transcript has 7 exons. Bases 96 to 1382 code for a protein of 428 amino acids.